GAGCGCCACGUGUACGUAGAGAAGGGCCGGAAGCGCAGGGGUGAAGGCGCCGCUGCGGUGUUGACGGCCGCGGCGGCCAUGGAUCGGGAAGGGGAGGUGCUGUCCUCGCGGCCGGCCCUGGAGACAGAGGGACUCCGCUUCUUGCACGUUACGGUGGGCUCUCUGCUGGCCAGCUAUGGCUGGUACAUCCUCUUCAGCUGCAUUCUCCUCUACGUGGUCAUUCAGAAGCUUUACACCCGGCUGAGGGCUUUGAGGCAGAGGCACCGGGACCGAGCUGAGGCUGCUGCUGUAGAACCUGAUGCUGUUGUUAAACGACAAGAGGCUGUAGCAGCUGCUCGUUUAAAAAUGCAAGAAGAACUGAAUGCACAAAUUGAAAAGCAUAAGGAAAAACUAAGACAGCUCGAAGAGGAGAAGAGAAGACAGAAGAUAGAAAUGUGGGACAGCAUGCAAGAAGGCAAAAGUUACAAGCGAAGUGCGCGAAAGGAGGAGGACAGUCCUGGGCCUUCCACUUCAUCCGUCCUCCCAAAGCGGAAGUCCGACAAGAAGCCCUUGCGGGGAAAUGGUUAUAACCCUUUGACGGGUGAAGGAGGCGGAGCCUGCGCCUGGAGACCUGGACGCAGAGGCCCCUCGUCCGGCGGAUGAGGCUAAGAAUCUUGUCAGUGUCCCUUUCGACGCUGGCAAGGUGGAGCUGAACCCUCAACUCAAUUGCCUUCUGCACGCUUUUCACAGUUACUAGCCGAGGCGAGGUGACUUUAUUUCCUAACUGUACGUGUGUGUUCGUGGCCUCCGGUGACAUGGGAUGUACGAAUUGCCACGCGGUUACACGCCACUAGAGAUGGUGGUCGCAGUCGCUGGUUUCAUGCUGAGCUUCUAGCUGGUAGCGAGGCCUCUCUUGUACAUUAGAAUUCCUUGCCAGGAGGAUGGUCUGUGACAAGUUGUGUUGAAUGAUGUCUUCCUUAUAAACGGUGAGCCCACCAGUAAGGAUUACUGAUGCAGACAGUUGAUGGGGUUUGUUUCUGUAUAUUUAUUUUUAUGUACAGAACUUUGUAAAAAUGAAAUUGUAAAUGUUUUUAAAAAGUGAAUAACGUUGUUAGCAUCUUUAUUAAAUUCAAGGAAAUUCCCUA
Chinchilla lanigera (long-tailed chinchilla) is the source of this 1124-nucleotide messenger RNA. RefSeq names its product VCP-interacting membrane selenoprotein (gene Selenos). Gene Ontology annotation, biological process: retrograde protein transport, ER to cytosol; endoplasmic reticulum unfolded protein response. Gene Ontology annotation, cellular component: endoplasmic reticulum membrane; Derlin-1-VIMP complex; Derlin-1 retrotranslocation complex. Lineage: Eukaryota; Metazoa; Chordata; Mammalia; Rodentia; Chinchillidae. The transcript is spliced from 6 exons. The record is from RefSeq and is a predicted model, not a curated record. The coding region runs from base 79 to 642 and encodes 187 amino acids.